AUGAUAGAGGAUUAUGUGAGGAAAGGUAUCUCAGAAUGCCAAUCUGAAGAUUGCGCUCUGCGUAGAAUCGAGAAGACAUUACGUUUUCUGGGAAAAACUCUCAGAGACUUUAAUCUGCCGGAGCCGACCUCAAGUUCGGGAGUCAACGUUACCAACACCAACGACGACGAUGAGACUUCGAGAACGGAGUCGUCAGAUUCAAGUCUUGGGAGUUUGAACCAGGAACAACGCAAUGUGUUCAACAAAAUCAUUUCUGCGGUCGAGUCAGCGGCGUUAGGUGUAGAUAGAUAUUUCUAUCUCCAAGGCAGUGGUGGUACGGGAAAGACUCAUCUGUACAACACGUUGCUGGAAUAUUGCGAGGAACGGCAUAUACCAACUCUUGCCGUAGCCUUUACUGGGAUAGCUGCGUUAUUGCUCAGAAACGGAAGAACGGUCCAUUCGACGUUCAGGUUGCCAUUACAUCUGAAUGCAUCUUCCCGCUCCUCUAUAACGGCACAAUCCCAGGAGGCUGACCACUUGAGAAAAAUUCGGCUUAUAAUUUGGGACGAAGUCUCUAUGGCUAGUUAA
Coccinella septempunctata (seven-spotted ladybird) is the source of this 567-nucleotide messenger RNA. RefSeq lists its product as uncharacterized. Bases 1 to 567 code for a protein of 188 amino acids. The transcript has a single exon. Gene Ontology annotation, biological process: DNA repair; telomere maintenance. The record is from RefSeq and is a predicted model, not a curated record. Gene Ontology annotation, molecular function: DNA helicase activity. NCBI's taxonomy places the organism in Eukaryota, Metazoa, Arthropoda, Insecta, Coleoptera, Coccinellidae.